CUGAAAUAGUCCAAACUAAAAACCCUAGACGGAACUCGUUGUCGCUGCUGUAUCUCACAAAUCACAAUCCGCCUUUAUCACUACGGGCUUGGUAGAGAGCAAAUAUGGUGUGGUUUCAGUGCGAAGACUGCGGAGACAACCUCAAGAAACCCAAGUUGCCGAAUCACUUCAGAACGUGUUCCGCUACCAAGCUGUCUUGCAUCGAUUGUGGACAAACCUUUGGGCAGGAAAGCGUACAAGGCCAUACUCAAUGUAUUACUGAAGCGGAAAAAUAUGGUCCAAAGGGGCAAGGGGCAGCCAUUAAUGUCACCACCCCGAAGUCCAACAAGGAUUCAAAACAGCAACCUGAUUUUGAUAUUCUCGUUGGAUUGUCCAAUCGCCCUCCUUGGUUCUGCAGUCUUUGCAAUACCAAGGCAACUAGUAAACAGACUUUGCUGCUUCAUGCAGAAGGAAAGAAGCACAAAGGAAAAGCCCGUGGGUUUCAUGCAGCGAAUAAACAAAAUCAGACGGAGGAGGAAGCUGUUUCGGAUAAAAUGCCUGCAGUUGAAGAAACUCCCAAAGAUGACGUAGUUGAAAAUGGACAUGUUGGAGCAGAAAAAUUGAAAGAUCAGCUUAAAGCUGAAAGUGAACUUGGACACUUGGAAUCAGAUAAUGGUACUUCACAUACAAAGAAAAAGAGGAAACUUGAUGAUGGUUCGACAGAAAAGACUAAAGACGAUGACCCAAAUAGAGGUAAUGGGGAGGUUAUUCAGGCUACCAAAGCCGAGAUUAAGCCAAUAAAGGAUGAGAUCACAGUGUCCAAAUCUCUGAAAGAAAAGAAGAUCAAGUGGAAGAAGCUGAUAACAUCAAUUUUGAAAUCUAGUCCUGACGGUGUUCUCAAGAUAUCAAAACUAAGAAAACUUACUCUCAAGUCUAUUCGCGAAUCCGGUGACACAGGAGAUGAAACUAAACUUGUUGAGAUGCUCGAGCAAAAGAUUAAUUCAAGUUCAAAAUUUGCCGUUGAGAAGAAAUAUGUUCGGCUAGCAGCUAAAGCUUGAACGAAACGCCAUUUCUGUAGCAUUGCAAAUCAAAUUCUGCUGCAUUUGCUUGCCCAUUUUUGUCUAGUGAUUUUUAGACGUUUAUUAUAAGUUUACUUCAUCAUUGGAGGAGAUGUAGAUGACUUGUUUUAUCAAUGAGUUAAUGAAAUAUUCAGUCAUUUUGGGAUCCAAUCUCCAACACU
Cucurbita maxima (winter squash) is the source of this 1219-nucleotide messenger RNA. Its product is annotated as UBP1-associated proteins 1C. Gene Ontology annotation, biological process: rRNA processing; negative regulation of transcription by RNA polymerase II. Bases 105 to 1037 code for a protein of 310 amino acids. Gene Ontology annotation, cellular component: nucleolus. NCBI's taxonomy places the organism in Eukaryota, Viridiplantae, Streptophyta, Magnoliopsida, Cucurbitales, Cucurbitaceae. Gene Ontology annotation, molecular function: DNA binding; zinc ion binding. The transcript is spliced from 6 exons. The record is from RefSeq and is a predicted model, not a curated record.